AAAAAAAAUUAACAUUAAUGGAAGAUUUGAUGACUUGACUUUAGCAAUAUUCAAAGUUAAGUGAUAAAUUUGUUUUACUAAAUAACAUCAUGAGUCCUAAAGGUUUGCUUUCAAUGCGAGCGACGGCUGCCAUAGCUACUGCAACCUUUAGAAAAAUGUUGAUAUAUAGCAAUGCAACAAACAAUUGCAAAAAUAUACACUCUGCGGCUCAUUUUCGCAGUGGUGCUGUAAAACCUAAACCAGAGGAAACAAAUUUUGCCUUGGGGCGUAUAAUUUGUACAGUUAUUCCUGGUUUGUUCGUUGGAGCAGCUAUUAGUAAAACUGUGGCUAACUUUUUGGAAGAGAACGAUUUGUUCGUACCCGAAGAUGAUGACGAUGAUGAUGACUAAAUUUGGUAAGGUAUGGAGCCUAAAUGUUAUCUGUCAAGAAAAGAAAAAAAUACUAAGGCAAGGCCAAGUGUGUUCAGAUAAAUCCAUGGAUAGUUGAAAAGUUAGAAAAGUGUUAACUUCAAACGAUUGUUAAAUAUUUGUUAAAUUUGUUGUUCAACUUUUAAAAUGC
This is a messenger RNA of Glossina fuscipes, 558 nucleotides long. It is a transcript of the gene EMRE, whose product is annotated as essential MCU regulator, mitochondrial. The record is from RefSeq and is a predicted model, not a curated record. Gene Ontology annotation, cellular component: uniplex complex; mitochondrial inner membrane. NCBI's taxonomy places the organism in Eukaryota, Metazoa, Arthropoda, Insecta, Diptera, Glossinidae. Gene Ontology annotation, biological process: mitochondrial calcium ion homeostasis; calcium import into the mitochondrion. The coding region runs from base 90 to 389 and encodes 99 amino acids. The transcript has a single exon.